Molecule: messenger RNA, 1508 nt
Organism: Erigeron canadensis
Lineage: Eukaryota; Viridiplantae; Streptophyta; Magnoliopsida; Asterales; Asteraceae
Product: maspardin
Exons: 8
Coding region: 210-1442 (410 amino acids)
Source: RefSeq, a predicted model, not a curated record
UCAAGGCCGUCUGAUCACGUGGCUCAGCUUUUCCAUCUCCAAUCAUCAUCUAAACUCCACUCUCUGACCAAAACCCCAUCAACGUUGAUCAUCAUCAAAUUUUACUAGUUUUUUUUAGGUAUUAAUAAAUUAAUUAAAACCGUAAAUAAAUCUUUGCUAGUUAAAGGGAAUUGGGUAUUUAUAAAAUCAAAUUUGAUCAUAAUAGAUAAAUGAAAGGUGGAUUUUCAGCCCCUGGUGAUUAUAUCUACUUCAAGUCACAGGUCCCUCUUCACAAGAUCCCUAUCGGUGCAAAACAAUGGAGGUAUUAUGAUUUUGGUCCCAAAGUAGUGCCUCCACUGAUAUGUCUUCCUGGCACUGCUGGUACCGCAGAUGUCUAUUACAAACAAAUCAUGGCACUCUCGAUGAAGGGUUAUCGAGUGAUUUCUGUUGAUAUUCCUCGAGUAUGGAACAGUAACGAGUGGGUUCAAGCAUUUGAGAAGUUUUUGGAUGUUAUUGACGUCCACCAUAUUCAUCUUUAUGGCACGUCCCUUGGGGGAUUUUUAGCACUACUUUUUGCUCAACAUCGACCGCGGAGAGUAAAGUCAUUGGUUCUCUCAAAUGCUUUUUUGGAGACAAAAUAUUUUUCAGCUGCCAUGCCUUGGGCUCCUGUCGUUAGUUGGACCCCUUCUUUUCUGCUGAAACGUUAUGUUCUAACAGGAAUUCCCAAUGGUCCACAUGAACCAUUUAUUGCUGAUUCUGUUGACUUCGUUGUUGCUCAGGUUGAGACCCUAUCAAGGGAGGAUUUGGCUUCAAGGUUGACUUUAACAAGUGAUGCUGCAUCUGUUGGAUCUCUUCUGCUUUCAGAUUCUUUGAUCACUAUUAUCGAUACAAACGACAAAUGUGCAAUCCCUCAACAACUCAAAGAUGAAGUAAGUGAAAGAUUUCCUGGUGCAAGAAGAGCAUACAUUAAAAGUGGGGGCGAUUUUCCAUUUCUUUCACGCCCUGAUGAAAUUAAUCUCCAUCUUAAGUUACACCUGAGACGAGUUGGUGUAGAAGCUCGGGAAGACCUUGUUCCAGGAAUCCCGAAGGGUGGUGAUGGUGGCAGUGAUAGUGGUGCUGGUGGCUCUGGUGAACCAAAAGAUGAUAGAGAAGAUACCGAUGAUGCUCCAAACGGGGAAGGUUCAAACCCCGGUGAGUCUUCCAGCAAUGAGGAUCAGCCACCACUUGUUCCAGAAAGUAGCUAUUGUCACGGUCGAGACAAGCAGCCUCUGGGCGCCACCACCAAAUGUGACAGGCCUCUUCCCCCAGUCUGUCUUGAAGCAUUCUUGGAAAAAGUUGUCGAGACCACAAUAUUCUGGCAUUUCGUGCUUGAGUUCUUGGGUCUUUAUUACCAGUUUCCUGUUAACUUGUUAACUAUGUACAUCAACAAUAAGAAUCAUCUCAAGAUUCAGUUGUUCUUGUAAAGAUGACUUCUUUGUGUGUAAUAUAUUGUUUUGCCGUUGUUUUAUACAACCCUUUUCUAUUUUAAA